Aquila chrysaetos chrysaetos is the source of this 417-nucleotide messenger RNA. RefSeq names its product apolipoprotein C3 (gene APOC3). Bases 40 to 321 code for a protein of 93 amino acids. The transcript has 4 exons. Gene Ontology annotation, molecular function: lipid binding. Lineage: Eukaryota; Metazoa; Chordata; Aves; Accipitriformes; Accipitridae. The record is from RefSeq and is a predicted model, not a curated record. Gene Ontology annotation, cellular component: extracellular region. Gene Ontology annotation, biological process: lipoprotein metabolic process; lipid transport.
GCUCAGGGCUUCCCCCACGUAGCAGAGCCCCGUGUAGCCAUGAAGGCGUCGCUCCUGCUCGCGCUCGUCUGCACGGCCGUCCUGGUGGCGGGAGCAAGGGACGACGCGCCCAGGGAGCCAGAGAUGCUGGUGAGGAAGGUGCAGGAGUACGCCCAGAAAGCCACGGCCAUGGCCAAGACCGCCUUCAGCAUGGUGCAGGAGUCGGAUGCGGCUCAGCAAGCCAGGCAAUGGCUGGCGGACAACGCCGACCUGGCGAAACAGCGGCUGGUCUGGCUGAAGGAGCAGCUGCUGGAGUUCUGGAAGCCGAUGCCGGCCGCGUAGCCCCACCGGGGGCUGGCCGAGGGCCAGCCGGGCUGGGGUGCCCCCAGCUCCCCGCCCACUGUCACGGUUCUUGCAAUAAAGCGGCGCUGAAGUAGA